This is a messenger RNA of Linnemannia hyalina, 2298 nucleotides long. NCBI's taxonomy places the organism in Eukaryota, Fungi, Mortierellomycota, Mortierellomycetes, Mortierellales, Mortierellaceae. The record is from the annotation of a GenBank genome assembly.
AUGAAGCACUACCAUUCCACGGUCCUCUCACCAACAUCGACAACCCACCCUACCCCAAGCAGUAGCAACAGCCAGCGCGCUAGUAUAGACAAUGUCAAUGGGAGUGCAAAGCGGAUGUCCGUCGCGAGCACUGUGAAGGGCAAGAAGAGCAGACCCAUGUCGUUGUCGACCAUGCUCUUGCAGAGCGACCAACAGACCAGCAGUCCUCAGCCCCGACUGCCUCACCAGCUCAAGGCUACUCGCUGGGCUAACAGAGGUGGCAUUGGCGCCAACGAGAUGAUGGUUGGAUUGGAAACGACUGGUAUCUUUGUCCCCUCCAAUGACCGUCGGCUCCGUGCAGAGUUCGUGUACCGCUCAGUCAUCCAGUGUGCUGAUGAAAUUCGCCAGCGAGGCCUUGUACACGCGAACAUCUUUGCGAACCCUUCGCCCAAGAAGGUGAUCACCGCGAUGAUCGCGUUGAUGAUCGACCAGGAGCGCUGCGACUUCUAUCCGAUGCAGUGUCUCAGGAUUGACACGGUCGUGAGUCUGAUGCUGAACCUGAUGUCCCAGAUGUCGAAUCCCAUCAUUCCCUACGUCGUUAUGGAGCACUACUUCCAUCAGUCCGGACACACCACCCGCUCCUCCCCCGCCAACCCCGUUAAUCUGCCCUCUCCCUCAGACUCGCAAGCAGAACGCGCCUUCUACUUUACCGUCGGAGACAGUCUCCCCGUCAUCCCCGCCUUGCCGCUGAAAGGCGCCUCCAUGGUGUCCUCGCAUGCAGGCUACCUCUGGGCUCGCGACUACUUUGAUCUUCACACCUUCCUCGCUGUCCUCCCUGCCAUCAACCGUGCCAUCCUCUUGGAGGUGCUGCAUCUCUGCCAAGAACUCAUGGAGUACCAGAUCCAGAACCGUUUGACCAUCAGCCGUUUGGUCCAGCAAAUCGCGCCCGCACUCUUCUCGACUGUCUUUGACCAAAAGAUCUUGGAAACCAUGGCUGGAGGUUCAAGGAGAUGCUCUCUCUACGGCGACAGCAUAAGCCCCCAGGACGGCAGUCGCGCAGAGAAUCAUCUUUUCACGGUCAUCUUGGUCCGAUUCCUCCAUAUUUCGUCCAGUGGUUCUCCUACAGCGGACCCAUGUCUGAACGCCUACAGGUCCGUUGCUGUUUCUGAUGAAGGAUCAUCGUGUUCGAUGCAGGAUGUUGAACUCCAUGGACGCUAUCCAUCACAGGCCUCGUCGUCAAGCGGUAUGAGUGGAAGCGACUACGAGCACCAAAACCUCGCGUUCCGCAAGAGCCAGCAGUGGCAUCAUCAAGAGCAGCAAGGUUACUACAACCAGAUGGAGCGGUCCUUCCAAGAGAUGGAGAUCCUGCAGCGCCCCCCGCAGCACUUCGGAUACCACCCUGCCCAGCAAGACCAGCACACAGUGCAGAAGCUCAAUCAGUCAUCAUCGUCGAGUGUCAAUGUUAGCGACUUUGGGAUCUCUCAGAAGGUCCAUGAACCCCUGCGGUUUCCUUCUCAGGACACCAACACUAGUCUGAAUGUCGGCGGCGACUUUGCGCGGCAUGAAACCACACUCGAGAACAGCCACUGUGACCAUAUCUGGCGCGGUCAUGGUUGUCGAGACGAACAAGGCAAUACCAUUAUGAUAUUAACCUACUACGGUCACAGCAACGAGAAGCACAGCAACAAGCCUUCCAACAAGUACGAUUUGACGACCUGGCAAUGGCUCAGGGUCAAGAUGUCUUCUCUGCAUCCUGGAACCAUGGGAAGAAGGAGUAUCGACACUCAGCCCGAUAGUACCUGUGGGGCUCUCACGUUUGUCGAUAUCUGCGACGAUACCGUCAACAGUCUCCAAAAGGCGGCCAUGGGAGUUGUCGGCCAGGCCAAGAGCAUUGUUGAGUCUGCUGAUGUUUGGGGUGACUUUCUCAAGCCCUACAUGGACGACGCGGAAAGAUAUGCCAAUAUCCCCUUUAAUUCAAUCGAAGUCGCCAAAUACACGGCGGUGAUAACCUCGGCCCUGGCGAUCUUGCCGAGCAUCAUCAAGAAGCACGCCGAUGCUCUUGUCACGAUGACUGGGCUUCUCGCUUGUUGCUCACCCUCGGCUCAUCUGCCCUGGAUCUUGUUGUCGAACCAGCGCAGCAGGUUGGCCAGUGCAGAGGAGUCCCCAAACUGUCUCGGCAUCAAGAAUGUCAUCCUUGGACUGUGCGACAGCCCCCCUACGGCGAUGACGCGCCUUGCAGGAGGAUACAUCACCGAAAUCGAAAACCACGGAGACAAGUUGAUCGAUGGCGGCUUCAGGGGAGACAAGUCGUCUGCCUAG